Messenger RNA from Trichoplax adhaerens, 960 nucleotides. RefSeq lists its product as uncharacterized. Bases 1 to 960 code for a protein of 319 amino acids. Lineage: Eukaryota; Metazoa; Placozoa; Uniplacotomia; Trichoplacea; Trichoplacidae. Gene Ontology annotation, biological process: G protein-coupled receptor signaling pathway. The transcript has a single exon. Gene Ontology annotation, molecular function: G protein-coupled receptor activity. Gene Ontology annotation, cellular component: membrane. The record is from RefSeq and is a predicted model, not a curated record.
AUGAAUACCUUCAAUUUGACAAACUUAUUUCCACCGAAUAUAAGACAAAUUUAUCGCUAUGUUGUGGGAAUUUUUAUUCCGACACACGCAACUGGAUUAAUAUUAAAUAUACUUCUACUCAAACUGCUAUCUACAAACAAAAUAUUCCAAAAGACUACCUAUCGCUUGAUUCGAAUGUCAGUUAUAUCAGAUACUAUCUCGGCAAGUACAGCCUUGAUCAUGUUUAUUAUGAUAACCUUUGGUAAUUUAGAUUUCGUCGCUGGUUCCAAUCUAUGUCGUAUUGGUUUAACGAUUUUACUUACAUCAUACGCGGUUUCCAUGAUGAAUUUAGCAUUGAUCGCUGUGGAUCGCUAUUUUGUUAUUAUAAGACCAUUCUCGCCAUUUUACCGAAAUCACAAACGAAGAUUUCUGAUUACAACUGAGAUUCUCAUUUGGUUGGUAUCAAUAUCUGCAGCAUCACCAAUGUCAUUGUAUAUGUCUUCGUAUCCAGAUUUUCCUACAACAUGUGAUUUUCCAGUAAUGGGCGUUAAUGAAUCAGUAUAUCUGUUGCAUUGGUCAUUUAUUUCAUAUGCAAUCCCUACUGCAACGAUUGCCAUGUCUUAUGCAAAAGUUGCAAUCUAUCAAAAGAAUUAUGUUCGACCUGGCAUUCGGACAUCAGAGCAGCUCCAUGAAGACUUUACAAAGAGAAGAAAAUUUAUUAAAGUUCUGAUUUAUAUAACCUCAUGUUAUAUACUUCUAAGCCUACCUUAUUUUGUAUGCAGCAUCAUAGCUUCAAUAAUUCAAAAAUCCGUAGUUUACCUUUCACCUGAUAACGUUAAUUUGUUUAUAGCGGGCUAUUUUAUAAGUGGCCUCGUCCUAUCGAUACAUUUUCUGAAUCCACUCAUUUACGUGACAUUUGAUAAACAAAUCAGGGCUGGAAUAAUAUCUGAAGUUAAAAAUCUAUUCCAUUCUAGUAUGUAA